Molecule: messenger RNA, 15229 nt
Organism: Malaya genurostris
Lineage: Eukaryota; Metazoa; Arthropoda; Insecta; Diptera; Culicidae
Gene: orb
Exons: 9
Coding region: 550-3207 (885 amino acids)
Biological process (GO): negative regulation of cytoplasmic translation
Cellular component (GO): synapse; neuron projection; cytoplasm
Molecular function (GO): ribosome binding; mRNA regulatory element binding translation repressor activity; translation factor activity, RNA binding
Source: RefSeq, a predicted model, not a curated record
GUUGGGCUCGGUCAGUUCGUCCGUGUCGCUUCGACGAGUAGCAUCAGAAAUAUUUCCUCUUCUAGUGCGGAGAACCCGUCGUGAAGAGUGAGGAACAGUAAUCAGUAUCAGUAAAUUGUGAAGUAAAGUUUGAAGAGAGCGGUGUGGAACUUCUUAGACGGGAACACGCCUCGUACAGUGAGUGAUUGUUAACAGUUGAAGACACAGUUUGUUCCUGAAACAAAGGAAGCACAAGACGAAAGUGAAAAGCUUCUUGAGUAAAUUAAAAACAUUCUUCGGAAGAGUAGCGCACUUGCAGAAAAAAAGGCCUAGGGAUUCAAGACUCUUCGUGAAUGAAGUGCUGAACUGGUUCGCACCGAAUACAGCUUUAAGGACAUUAAAGUGUUAUCCCGUGUGCGGCUGGUUGAGUAGUAGUAGCAGCAGGGAAAGUUAGCGAACGAGUAAGUGAGUGAGUUUGUGAGUGAACAGCAGCAGACGGAGGAGCUUUGGGUUCUGGAAGCAACGCACACUACUACGAGAGGAAAACUGACGCUGUACCGAUUGGGAGAGAUGCCCUCGCUGCAACAGACUAGCUUUAAGGAUUGGCCCAGUCCAGACAUUGCACGAUCAUUGACCGGCCCAGAUAUACUGCAGAAACAUUCGAUCAAUUCACUACUUCUGGAGCACAAUGAAAUCAUCAGCCGAGGGUUACCAUCUCCGAUCGAAGCAGAAAAUGUAUCCUUCUCGGAUAUCUUGGGUUCAUCACAAUCAUCGCAAUCUACCUCCACCUCAUCGUCGCUGGGCACCAACAGUAGCAUCAAUAACCAACAGUCUCCGUUGGCAUCGUUCUCGUCGAUUUCUUCCCUCGGUUGUCCGGAAAGUGCCAGCAUACUCGGGUCGAACCUGAGCGGACCGAAUACGGGCUCCUCGCCAGCUAUCAACACCAGCAAUCCGUUCAAUUUCUCCGGACUGUCCAUGUCCAGUUCCAGCCUCAACUCACCCGAGAUCGGUGGAAACGGAAGCUGCGGUGGAGGAGGAGGAGGCGGUGGUGGUGGUGGUGGUAGCGGCAGCGGUGGUGGCCAAUCGCCAACUUACUACGGCAGUGGCAGUGCUCAUUCGGCAAAAAAUUACGACGACUUUCGGUUCGACGACAUCAGUCUGCCCGGUUCGAACAGUGCAAGCAAUCUGACUUCGGAGGCACUGAAAUUGCUUCAGCGUAACAUGAGUGGUUAUGACUGCUCCCUGCCGACGUCGCCGAACGCAUCAUCCACCGGACCCAGCACGAGAUAUUUUCGCGGAUCGCAGCAACUCAGCGACCUGAAUCAUAACUACGAACCUAACAACACCCCCUCUCUCUUUGGUGUUAAUCAGUCUCUGUCACGUUCCAAUUCCCCGCCCGACAAUGACUCCAGUCUGCUGUCCAGUUUAGAUAGUACCAACAUUUUGGACAUGAUUAGUUACCUCACCAUCAGCCAGCAGCAGCAGCAGCAACAAAAUGGACACAACCAUCAUAACUAUGGCAACAGUAACAACAAUAAUCACAACAACAACAACAACAGCAGCAAUAACAACAAUAACAACAACAACAGUAGCAGUAACAACAAUGUGAGCUCACAUUCGCAGUAUAGUUCGCUUCCGCAUUUCAAUCAAUUUUACCAGCAACACCAAUUACAAGGAGGAUCGUCCUUCGGGAAUGGAAACUGCACCAGAGACUCCAUUGGCAAUGGUGGCAGCAGUUUAGCAAGUGACUAUGAACGGUUGCAGAACCUACAGGCGCUUAGUACUUUGCGUCUUCUGCAACAGUCACAGCAGUUAUCUCAAUUCCAAUUGCAACAAUAUCAAUUCAAUCAACUGCUACCCAGUUACAACAACAAUCAGCUUAAGAACUGGACGCUGCAAAACUCAUCUCCAUCGUCCACCAGUAGCAGUGGCAACGAUAUCAAUCUUGACCGGAUUGCACGUUUUCAUCGUUCAUCUGCUGCUCAUUACGAUGCAACGUGUACGUGGAGUGGUGUGCUUCCACCGCGGUCCCAUCGGCUGGUAACUUAUUCGUCAAAAAUUUUCCUCGGUGGAAUGCCUUGGGAUAUAAGCGAACAAUCGCUGGUGCAGAUUUUCAAGCCUUUCGGCUCCAUCAAGGUCGAGUGGCCUGGUAAGGAACAGCAAGCGAUUCAACCCAAGGGAUAUGUUUAUAUUAUUUUCGAAUCGGACAAGCAGGUCAAAGCGUUGCUUCAAACCUGUACCUACACAGACGCGAAUAGCUACAACGGUUCUAGUCGUGGAAACAAUUCGACAUCUUCCGGAGCUUUGACUUACUCGUCAGCAAAUAGCGACGAUCAACAGCUUCAACAUCAACAAUCGGGACAGUUGGUGUUACACAAUAAAAUGCUGCCUCAACCGGGAGCAAAAAUCAACUUCAAGAUUUCUUCGAAGCGAAUCAAAUCGAAAGACGUGGAAGUGAUUCCGUGGAACAUUGCUGACUCGAAUUACGUCAAGUCCACUUCACAGAAGCUCGAUCCGACAAAGACCGUAUUCGUUGGGGCACUACACGGUCAGCUCACAGCCGAAGGAUUGGCAAAAAUCAUGAACGAUCUGUUCGAUGGCGUGGUUUACGUUGGCAUCGACACGGACAAAUACAAGUACCCACUGGGUUCGGCUCGCGUCACCUUCAACAACUCUCGCUCGUACAUGAAGGCCGUGGUGGCAGCGUUUAUCGAAAUCAAAACGGCUAAAUUCACGAAAAAACUGCAAGUGGAUCCCUAUCUGGAGGACUCGCUAUGCUCGAUGUGCGGAGUACAACACGGACCAUACUUCUGCCGGGAGAUCGUUUGUUUCAGAUAUUUCUGCCGAUCUUGCUGGCAGUUUCAGCACAAUCGGGACAGCUCACUCCAGAAUCACAAACCACUGACGCGCAAUUCGAAAUCCACGGCGAUCGUGGGUGUUGGCCCUCAGCAGCAGCAGCAGCAACAACAGCAGCAGCAGCAUCAUUCACAGUUACAGAUUCAGUAUCAUCACAACUAUCACAACCAGCAACAACAACAACAACAGCAGCAACAUCACCAUGGUCACUCCCAUCAUCAGCAUCAUUCUUACAAUUCGCUGCACAGUUCGCCAAAGUCGCCUUCUCCGCCGUGCACUAGCAGCAAUAGUUCAGCAGAUUCAUCACCGGUCUCCUGCCAUGGACCGGCAAAUUUGCACCAACAGCUGCAGCAACAGUUUGGAAGCCUCUAAGUCAACUCGUGAGUUACUUUUAUUUGCCUUUCGAAACUUCACACGUUAGAAACAUCUUCCCUAUCAACGGUAAUCGGAUACAGGGGUGUCUGUCAUUCUGCCGACACUGCGAGCUCAAAGUUUACUUCGAUCAUUGUUAUCUCCCAGAUGCAAUUGUUGAUUGUUUGCAACCUCCUUAUCACAUCUUUUAGAUAUUUAUCAAUACAUAGUAAGUAGCUUGCGGCAGCCCAACCAUUCCGUCAGAUGCUAUUUUGGUACGUGGGGCAAAGAAACACAUCUUCACGGAAUCGCUUUGAGAUAUUUCCUCGUUAGAAAUUUCCUAUGCACAAAGGAAUUCCGCCAGAUGGGUCUGGAUUUCUAAAAAUCCUCCUACACAUGCACAACUAUUUUGCAAUAUUUCCAUUAGACUCAACUGAAUGGGCUAAUUUAAUACUAAUACCGUGCUAUUAUUAUUUAAAUUGCACCGAUUUAAGAUGAUUUCAGUUCAAUAGGCGCGCAUGGCAUUUGUUAAAUGAUUGCACACAAAAAAAAUCAGGCGAUGGAAAAUAGAGAAAAAAAUAGUUGGUUAAUGCCAUAGGUUAGACCGAAAAAGCGUAUACAGCAUCUAACGGAAGGAAGGCACGUGGCACUAGGCUAGGAACUGAUACGUUUUUGAUUACUUUUAAGCUAAAAGCAGUUAAAACCCGUUUAGAACACACACACAAAAUAUUAAAAUAAAAACAACAAGACAGGUGAAUAACAGGCCAACAAAAGUAAAAAAAGAACACACAGUGAGGGAAAGCUCCUUUUAUACAUAAAAAUUUUAAACGUCGAAUGCCAGUAAUGCUAGAAGGCAGAACCAAACAAAAAAAAUGUCGUUUUUAGUUAGGGUGAAAAAAAACCAACGCUGUUGCCUUCAUCAGCGCAAAAGAAAGAAAGAAAGAAUGGCUACCGGAGUGAAUGCAGAAUUAGAUUUUUAACACUUUCUGAGGAAUGUUGUUUUUCGAAAGUAAUCUCAACCAGCAGUUGUAUUAUUCUACAUUAUUGUUUAUACUUUUCGUCUCUUAUAUUUAUUGUUUAUUUAUUUCCACUGCUUCGGCAGACUUUGUUUAACGAUAGGGAAUUUGGUAGUCUCUAGAUGAGCUUUUUUUUGUAGAGUGAUUUAUUGUACAAUUACCGAGAAAAGGUAACAUGCUAUCUCACUAUUUCGUUAAAUUGCAUUUACGCACUUCGAAAUGCAUUUAAAUUUCUCUAUCUAUCGAAUGUUAUAUUAUCGAUUCGCGAUAGAAGCUGCUUGGCUUGUGUUUAUGUUAUUUAUUAUUUUCUUUUUGUGAACCAUACAUUCCCAGAAUGAUAACUUCUAGUAUACAUAUAUUUAUUAUUGCAUAAACUUUGUUCACCAGCACAUCACACUUGUUUUUUACUGUUUUAUAGAGGCACUAAUCAUUUUCAGUGGGCAUUUUAAUUGCAACCGUAUUUGUUUUGUUCUUUUUAAAUGUAUUGUUGUUUUGACAUAUUUUACUCUCAUUUUACAUGCAUUUUAACUAGAGGAAUUUUAGUUUAGUGUUUGAGUGUUUUUAAAUAUUCCACGAUUAAUUUUACCAUCCAUUUGGAAGUGAGGUGGAUUUGUUUUAUACGUAGAAAUUUUGGUUAUUGGGAAUUACAUCGAUGCUAGAGAAGGUAAUGAACCGGAUGCGUUUGUGAAAUAAUGGUGUGCGACAAAAACAAAAAAUACCGGAACAAACUGGUUGAUCAUGUGGCUUAGCUGGAGUAUCAUUGAACACAUCAAUAAUUUUAAUUUGCGAACAGGAAACGAACAAGGUAUAAUGCUAUUGAAUGUAAUUUAGGAACGACACAAAUAGUUUUCUGGACAUUCGCCUGUCCGACCAGGGUGGAAACUAAAAUUUUGGAAUUUCUUUCUCAAGCUGUCAAAAAAGACAAACAUACUUGGAGAAGAUCUGAUUUAUUGAAAUUAAAGAUACAUUGUUCGUUGUUGAAAAAAAAUUAGUGAACAUUUGAAAACGGUCCGAAAUCGGAUGUUCGGCGAAGCUUCCGUUUGAUGUCGGAACAGGAGCGUUGUACGGCCUUCAUGUCAACUUUGCGAAUGCAUCUCUUGAUUCUACCAAUCUACUGUUAACAAUUCGUGGCUCUCCAGUUAUUUUUGUACACCAAGGAGCUCAAAACCCCGAAGAAAUCUUCGAUUAGGCGACACUGGGUACAAAUGGGUUCGAAUGGGUAUUCAGGAACGAUUGUGUUUUUGGCGCAAUGCGAUGACGCUUUAUCUGGCAAAAACACGUAUUGUCCAUCAGCAUGAUGUAUUUGAAAAAACGGGAUCAAAACUUUCUACAAACAUUCGUUCUGGUAGUACACAUCUUGAUUGAUUGCCAACCCAGAUGGCUUGAACCAUGGCUUAGAAAUGCCUUUCUCGGAAAUGACAAUGUACAGCAUCACUUUCUGUUCAAACUUAUGUUUAAAAUAAUAUUUUAUGUUCGGAUGUACAGUAGAAUAGGCGUCUUCGAAAGAGGGAAGCAGUUGUUGGGCAUCUUAGGAUAUUCUAAACUGUCGAAGCCGCUACAUUUUUGCUUUUAAAAUGUUGUACCGUAUACUAUUUGCCGAGAUUUCUGUGCAGUUCGUAGAACUAUACAAUGCGCUCGUGAAAUACUUCUUGUUUCGACCGCAUUUUGAGUAAAACUGAGCAAGCAUGAACAAAACGAAAAAUACUAGCAGAAAGAGGAGAAAGAGAGCUAACACAUACACACUCUUAUUUUUCUCUGAGCUCGUUUGUUGCUAAGCAUACAGGCCUCGAAAAAAUUCCAAAAUUUUAGUUGCCACCCGUUAUUUGGCCGGGCUGGGAAUCAAAUCCAAGUAGGCAGUGUGAGAAGCGAACGUCUUAUUCAUUACUCUAUGCACGUCACCUAAAUAAUAUCCUUUUUUCAGAACUACUCUAAUUUAAAUAAAACUAUAGAUAUUGCACCAAUAGUCAUCUCAUAAGUAGAGAUUUACGCUGUGCAAGAAUGGGUAAAACUUUAUCGUGAAUAUUUCUUUUUGUGUUCAACAACGAAAUUAUUCAUUGAAGCCUUCAGCAAAAUGGUCAACAAUUUUGGGAUAAAAUUUUCAGUAGUACUUAAUCAACAGAAAUACCUCAAAAUUCAAGUUUAUAGAAUGCUUUGUAUUGAGGAGGAUCAAAGAGGAAAACUCAUGACUCGUGUUCACUUUUCUCGAACUUGAUAUUAGAUACGUUCCGUUCAUUCAAGUUUGUGCAGUUGACUGUGUACCAGAAUUCAGUUCCAGAUCCAAACUUCAGCUUCAGAAACAGAAAUUCCACAAAAUUCCAUGUAAUGCCAAGACUUUGCUUUUGGAAAUUUUCUAGUAGAAAUAUUAUAGGGUAAGGGCUCCCUAUUUCAUCUCAUUUGUAAGGACGUCGCCUUCGAACCCCGAUUUAGCCACUAAAAUCACUGUAACUAUUUCAUAUUACUGCUUCAUUCGCCUUGCUCCACGUUGAUAAUUGAUUCACAUUUCUUGAAAAUUCAACUAAUAUUUAUGAAACAGCUAAAAACACUAAUGAUGUUUUCACUACUCUGCUCCUAAUUUCAUCUCAAUGGAUUUUUAUCCAUCCUAUCGUUGAUCUUUUAUUCAUCCUAUAAAUUAGCAAUGGCGACAGCAAUCAAAACAAAAUAUUCCACUAUUACACUCUCACCCGCAUUCGCAUGGCUGCCAGAUGGCUGACUAAACGCUGCCAGCUGGAAAAAUAUGGCUUGCAGACAUUCUGGUGACCGACUGCCUUACCGCUGCCAGAUAUACAACUCAAACGAUACAACCGUACUUUACUCGUUGAAUUAUCUAAUUAAUGGGGCAAUGACUUACGGAGAUUUAAAGAACUAUCUUUUAACAUCAUUUUAUUAGUGAAAACAGAUAGAACAGAUAUAGACUUUCUAUGCAAAGUAAUACAUAUUUUCUAUGAAAAUACCUGGCAUCUCUGUGCACAGCCGAUGAAACACACACACACUUCACAGCGUUAUGUUGGCGUAUAGCGGAAUGAAACCAGUGCUACUAGAUUUGCCACAAUGGUUAUUUCAUUAGUAUUUAACACGUUCUUUCUGGUAAUAUUCGAAGCAAAAACAGUUUUAUUGAAAUAUUAAUAUCAAUAAUAUAAUUAAACUAAUGUCACGGAUACCAAAAACAUAUUUUUUUAUGGUAAUUUGAAGAAGAAAAACAAUUUAUUUUUUGUAACAAUAUGAGAUAACUUGGCAACUUUGCGAAACCAAUUGAGAUGAAAAAAGCGCAAUCAAUUUUCUAGUAGAAAUAUUAUAUUUAUGAUACGAGGCUUUUGUUUCGGUGCCUCAUAAUCCUUCGAAAUCUGGAAUCGCACGUGAGUUAUCUCAAUUCAUAUUAAAAAAAAGAGCUCUCUUUUGUAUUCUCGGGGCGAAGCGGUGUAUUGCACAGUGCUUAGCAACGAGUAACCUUACCUUAUCCGUGCGUCUACAAACUCUGGUAUGUCUUACUGAUACAAUUCCGACGCGCAUAAAAGAAUUUAACUUUCAUUGUAUUCGAUGUAACUGUUUCUUUUAAUUUUAUUUUUUCGACAGAAUGGUACGGUUUCAAAUAAAAUAAAUAAUUUCCUAAUCUUUAAUUUUUGAAAGAAUGUUUUCCCCAAACAUUGAUCCAUAAAUAUUAGUUGAUGUAAACAGCAUUAUCAUGAAGUUUUAUAAAGUACACCCACUUUGCCCCCUACAUGGGGCAAGCAGGGCAAACAAUUUAUUUUUCUAAAUCGUUCUGAACAAUUACUUAAUAACUACUUAAGUGCAAUAUUUUCUUCCGUUUAAAAGAAAAAAACAGGUAUUAUGGCGAUUUGUUUGAGCGCCGUACGUCUCACAUGUGAAGAAAAUUUUACUCUCGUUUGUUCCGCCUUGUUGUCUGCAAUCGUAUUACAACGCAAUAUUUAAAGAGAGCCUUUCCAUUCAGUUAGGGUCAGUAUUGUGCAGUUCGAUGGCUGGACAAUUGCAUCGCUAUUCCAUUGAGAAUGUAUUUUGAGCGCCGUUGACAUCGAGUCGCAGACAAUAACUUCCUACAAUAUUCAUACAAUGCAUACAAUGAAAAUGCACUUGAAUUUGUUAUAUGCAAAGGAAAUUCAACAAUUAGAUUGUUGUAAGAACUCAAAAUCACUUCCGAAGAACUAUUCGAUAUUAUCUUCUGAUGAAAUGCUAGUUAUUUUAAUAAGCACCAUCUGUAAUUUAGUGGCCGGGCAAUUUUUUACUUCUUAUUCAAGUGGCUGGCAGAAUAAGUGGUACUUUAAUAUUGGUCCACCGGUACCAUUCUAGAAGCGAAGAAGUAAAGGUCACACGAUUCAUACUAUCCAUCAACUAAUGAGAACGAUUAUCGAUAUUUGGAGCUCGUACUCACGUCGGCCAGUAAUGUCGUUAAUAUUACCCUUCCGCCUUUUUAAGAUUCAAUUUUUCUUAGUCAGAGUUAUCGCUCAUGACAUGAAUCAUUUUGCUCAUAAAAUUAUCAGUAAUAGGCAUGAUUUCAUUAGAAGGAAUGUUUCAUGGUUUUCAUAAUUUCUAUCAUGGUACCGGCAAUGGAUUUGAAUUCGUGUUGAUUUUAAUUUGAUCUUGAAAAUUUUUUGUACAUUUUCAAUUGUGUGUUUUUUUAAAGUACCCACACGAUUUCCUUUUUCUAAGAUACCAAUAUGAUAAAAUUAAUAGCUUUUGAGUUACAAUGAUAUGAAGGAAGUGAAAGCAAAAACACAUACGCUCUUUUGAAAACUUAGUCUUGAGUCGAAUCGGUCUCUCCAUUUGUGCAAAACAAGUGCUGUGCUAUACUGAAAAUGUAUGAAAAGUUACAUCCGAAUCUUGGUAUGUGAAGUCUGAUGACCUUUUAUCAUUUUUUGGGAUCAUUCAAACCUUUUCCAUGACGGUAACGAUCCGCACAGAGUGUUGCGUUGCGUAAAACAGCCUUUCUAGUUUAAAUUUUAUCUUUAAGAGAACCUUUUCGCUCGAAAUCUCUGUUAGAAGAAGCCAUGAUAGUAGGCAGGGAAAAUAAGACAUUGUUUUCGUUUAGAUGAAUUAGUGACCACUGCUCGUCAGAUAUAUAGAGCUCUAUCUACACGCUCAUUCAAUGUUACUCUCAAGUGAGUAAUUUGUACUCACUUUUGCUUAUUUAGUUCAAAUGUCAAAAAAGUGAGUAAUAUUAAUUUAGAAGACUGAGUAACUUCUACUCAGUUUCUAAAUUGACAACAAGUUUUACGCACAGAGCUUUGAAAACGUUGGGUGAAAAUUUACGUCUAAUGAUUUUUGUAUAUCUAUUGAAAGGAAUUUGAAGGAAAAUGGAGUAGGUUGGAGACAUGGUAGAAGAAGUAGUCUAUCGAAAAUAAAAAGGUAAUAUUGUCAUACCUCCUAAUAAGAAAAACUUGUGCAGCUGUUUCCAUGAUUAAAGGUUUUUGCUGCCACAUUUGUGCAACCUUCGUUCCAGGAUACGUGAGAGAGUUUAAAGAUCAUUUUCAACUUUCUAUGGAAAAACUACAAAAUGUAAAUAAGAGAAUUUUUGAGACAAUAUUUUAAAAAAAAGUUGCAUUGUUUUUAAUUUACACGCAUAAUUUUUAAGAUAAUUCGAAUGAUAUUGAGUAAUAUAUACUCACUCGAGCUAAUUUUCCCAUUUGUAGCACUGAGUAAAUGUUACUUAGAAUUUGACAACUAGCAUAUUUACUAAAAAGUGAGUAAACAAGCUUUACUCUCUAUAGAAUAGUUCCACUUCUAACGUAAGUGAGUAAAAUUUUACUCACUUUAGAGUAACAUUGAACGAGCGUGUAUAUGAAUGGAUACGUCGAAAUAUUUCCAAGCAGUGCAAAGCAGUGCUGACAUCGAGAAUCUGAUCAAAGUUGGCCACUGUAGGUACUGUUUUAUUUUCCGUGAUUUGGAUUUGUACCCUAUAUAGAAAUUCAAGACAUAGUCCUACGUCAAAAUAACGAAUGUUUUUCCAAAAUUGAUCAACCAAACCUAAAAAUGCUUGAAAAACAAAGAAAUAUUCGCAUAAACAUUAUUUCGGAGCAUCGAAAAGAUUCGUAAUUUGAGUAGCUCAGUACUUAAACAACGCACCAUUUCUCUAAGCCGUCACAUCAUUCCAAAUGUUUGUAGUUUGCGUUAAUUAAGAUAUGUUUGGGAAAACGUUGAGUUUAGUACCGAGUGUUAUAUGUUUGUUGCCGUUUGUUUGUUAUCAAUUGUCUGAACAGAGAGAAACUAUCUAAAACAAAUCAUUCAAAGAAAGUAUAUCUAGGGACCCAAUAAUUGAUUUUAAAAUUAUAACAGCACCUAAUCUAGACUAGUGUUAUCGUCUACAGAUAGCUUUCCUCGGCAAGUUGUCUAUAUUUUUAUAUUUAAUACAAAUCCAAAUAUAUUACAGCAGGUUAUGUACAUUGUUUAUACAGGGUGAUUUUUUAAGAGCUUGAGAACUUUUUUAAACAAUAAAACGCAUAAAAUUUGCAAAAUCUCAUCGGUUCUUUAUUUUAAACGUUAGAUUGGUACAUGACAUUUACUUUUUGAAGAUAAUUUCAUUUAAAUGUUGACCGCGGCUGCGUCUUAGGUGGUCCAUUCGGAAAGUCCGCUUUUUUAUCGACAAAUUUUGUUCAGCGAUGAGGCUCAUUUCUGGUUGAAUGGCUACGUAAAUAAGCAAAAUUGCCGCAUUUGGAGUGAAGAGCAACCAGAAGCCGUUCAAGAACUGCCCAUGCAUCCCGAAAAAUGCACUGUUUGGUGUGGUUUGUACGCUGGUGGAAUCAUUGGACCGUAUUUUUUCAAAGAUGCUGUUGGACGCAACGUUACAGUGAAUGGCGAUCGCUAUCGUUCGAUGCUAACAAACUUUUUGUUGCCAAAAAUGGAAGAACUGAACUUGGUUGACAUGUGGUUUCAACAAGAUGGCGCUACAUGCCACACAGCUCGCGAUUCUAUGGCCAUUUUGAGGGAAAACUUCGGAGAACAAUUCAUCUCAAGAAAUGGACCGGUAAGUUGGCCACCAAUAUCAUGCGAUUUGACGCCUUUAGACUAUUUUUUGUGGGGCUACGUCAAGUCUAAAGUCUACAGAAAUAAGCCAGUAACUAUUCCAGCUUUGGAAGACAACAUUUCCGAAGAAAUUCGGGCUAUUCCGGCCGAAAUGCUCGAAAAAGUUGCCCAAAAUUGGACUUUCCGAAUGGACCACCUAAGACGCAGCCGCGGUCAACAUUUAAAUGAAAUUAUCUUCAAAAAGUAAAUGUCAUGUACCAAUCUAACGUUUAAAAUAAAGAACCGAUGAGAUUUUGCAAAUUUUAUGCGUUUUAUUGUUUAAAAAAGUUCUCAAGCUCUUAAAAAAUCACCCUUUACAUAAUAUAAGUACAGUAAUAAGUACUGUAGAAGGAUUACGAAACAGGAACAAUAGGUGAAGCGAACACAGUAUAGCAUAAAGGAAUGUCAAAAACUUACAGGUUGCUUGAGAUUUGACUGAGAAAUGCAGCAGAAUACCAAUAAAUAAAGACAAUAAGCUACUCUAUUGAAGCAUUUCUGUAGCCUAGUUCAGAUGAUGGAUUUUUUUUGCAAUAACCAAGCCAUGAUGACGAUGCGCCAUAUAAUUGCAGAUGGCAGCCAAAUCGAAUACACCUUUUACAUUCCUUUUCCAAAGUAUACCAGUUCUACGGUUUGUGACAUUUUAGUACGUUUUUUACAGACAAGGUUAUUUAUAAAAGAAAAAUCGACAUUGAACUUUGUUACAUUCUAAAAUCAUGUCAAGUAAAUUGUUAAAUGAAAUCAAAAGGCGGAACACAACCAAUUUUUCAAAGUGAACCAAAUAUAAAAAAAAUUGAGCGCUUUCAUCAAUUUUGACGCUGAACAAUCGUGCGUUACUAAAGCAUAGUGAAAAUAAUCGAGCUUGAUUUAUUGAAAAAAAAAUCGUUACAAAAUUGAAUUGGCAACAAUAAUAGCAGGACAAUGAUUCAAAGUUUGUAAAAAGUUAAAAAUAACAAAAAAAUACAUUACAUUUAUCAAUAUUUAAACUAUUGAAAUGAAGAAAAUGUGCCUAGCCUGUUUAAAAUGUAUAAAAACAGAUAUAUGCUAUUUAUUAAACUAUGCAUCAUUAGAAUGAUUCCAACGAAUCAGUCCGUAGUUUAUGGGACCGUUCGAAACGUGAAUCGAAACUAGAGUAACGUAGAUGAACUAAGAGAUACAGUCGCGAAGUUGCAAUAAUCGCUACCAGAAUAUCAUAUAAAAUGCUACAAAGCAACACCAAAAGUUUUCGAUAAAGGAAAUAACAUCAAUCUAAUAUGUUUUUAUUACAUUAUUUCCAAACAACAUUUUGGGAUGAUUCUGAUAACUGCAGUUAGCAAACCGAACACGAGAACGCCUAGGUGGCAAUAUUGGUACUCCAGAAAGUUGUAUUAUUUUAGAUGUUUUAUCGACCAGCUCUCGCGGGAACAAAAAAAAACAAAAGUUGCAAAUGUAUUUUAACCAGUCGGUCUCGGAACUUUUUUUUUAUUACUGAAGCAAUGACGAGAAGAUUUUUUUUUCAUUAUUUUUUAAUUUAACGAAAUGCUUAACCGUCGAAGGCUGCCUGCUUCAAAGUUCAUUCCCAUUCGAAGAAUAUUUCGACUGUUCAUUCCUAGUAACAGGGUAAUUAUUUGAGAGAAAUAAUAUGCUUUCAUAUACGUUUUUCAUGAUGUACAGAUAUGUAUAAAAACAAUCAAUAAAUUGUUCAUUGAAAGCCAAAAAUCCAAGAACUAACUAAGAAUAAUCAGGAAGAACCGUUUUGCCGAAAGCUGUUUCACCGAAUGCGCCAUUUUGCUGAAAACUAACACUUUGCCGACUAAUCUAUCGAAAUUAUUUAUUUUUCUAUAUCAUAGACACCAGCUGAGUAGUUGGGAUGGCCUUCGACGAAAUGACUUACGGGAAAUCGACGAAGUGGCCCUUUCGAUGAGGUGACCCUCACAAUGAAAUGGUUUGGUCGAAACCGUAGAAUCACUAUAGAAAAUCCAAGGAUAACUAGGAACCAUUAUAUGGGGAAUAAAGUGAUUAAAAUUUACUUAGGUUACAAUAUUUGUCAAAAUGAGAGUGAACAUUUGAAAUUGCAGCAACCGACGGCCAAGUAAUCUGUUUUUUAUGCCUAGUUUUUUGUCAGAUUCUUGUUCAAUGGAGUAUUUAAAAGAAAAGAGCGUUUAACACAAACCUUUAGUGUAACCUAGAAACUAUAUCACUGGAAAGAUGGGUGAAUGGAACUUAACAGUGGAUUGGCGGCAAAUCGUACGAAGUUGACCUUGGCAUUGCGUUCAGUUUUGUGGUCACAAAAAACUCAGUGACUCAUUUCAUUCGACGUCAGUCCCUAUAAUGAUCUGUAGCUCGAUUUCGUUUGGUCGGAAAACAAAUCUUACUUGUCAUUUUAACUAAAAAUAGAAAUCAAAAAAACACGGAAGACAGUGAAUGUAAUCUUCGAUUUCCCUUUAAUGUUGUUUUAACAGUGUUAAUUUUAACGGCGGUAAAUAAAUUUUAGCAAACGAACAGUAUAUCAACUGAAAGCUUAUAAUGUUUGACUGAGGGGGUUUAAAAUCGGUGAAAUACAAUAAAUUUUAUUGUUCAUGUUUUGAAUUAUUUAAAUUAUUACUAUUCAAUCUGAGAUGAAAUCUUACGGUAAUCUGUGUAUAUUUUCAAAAUUCACUAUAAAACCAGUACAUUUUAUCGCAAAUAUUAGACCGAAAACAGAUUUCAGUUAAUUUAAAUCAUAGGUUGAAACCCUUCGAUUGGGUUUGGAUUGUAUAGUUUAUAUGAAAAUCGUAAGCAAUCAUUUUCCGGUGUAAAAGUGCAAUAAUUAACUUAUAUAGUUUUAACAAUACAGUAGCGUUAAGGUGCAUAAUUUUUAUUACAAUUAUGGGUUUUGUUUGUGGUGCUAGGAAAAGGAUGAGAUUUUUUUAAGAGACAAUUUUUAUAGCGUUUGAAUCUCAUUUUAAUUAGUAAAUUUACAUACGCAUCGUGAAACUAAAUUCAGAUCAACACUCCCAUUGAGAGCACUGGCAACAGUUUUAAUUCCAGUGCUUCAAUGCUUAAUAACUGAAAUUAGUAAAGAUAGAAAAGAUUAUAUUUUAUACAUGAAAGCAAUAUAACCGAUUUAAGGCUAAACUUAGGCCUCGUGAAUUGAUCAACAUACGGUAUGAAUAUUGACUAAAGGCGAUUACGCUGGCAAGUCUAUAUUAUAAUCACGUUUAAUAUUUUUACUGAUGUAUGUUACAAUAUGCUUAUUGCUGAAAUCAAAUUAACACUUAAAAAAAGGGAAUGUAUGCACGGGGUGCGACAAACUUACGUAGGACCAAUAGCCACGGGUUGGAUUCGGACGUUCUAAUGGCAACAGUACGUGUGCAGAGAACUUUUCCCCAUAGGCAUUAUUCAACAAACGUGUUUAACAUGAAAGACAGCAGAAAUAUAUUAAACAAAAAAAAACGGACGAGUUUCAGCUACGAUAAUCAAAUGCAAAAACAUAUACAAAAAAACUAUUUAUAAUAAUUCAUAUAUAGCCGAACAAGUUAAUAUCUAAAGAGCAAAAAAAAAUACUCACCCACAAAUCUAACAGUAAAAACCGAACAUACGUAAACGAAAUGACACAAUAAACAGCAGUACUACAUGAAAACCUCGUUUAUAGUGCAUCCAGGAGGCCAAGAACUCGACUUAUCAAACUACCAUUAACACUCAAUUUAUUCCAAACUUAAACAAAACAAUUACUAGAGAGAAAAGAUACACGAGACAAUAAAGCUCUAGACCAACACUGGAGGAACGACUUUUAUCGGUAUAUUUUGAAGUAAACGUAGAACUUGCAGUUUGUUUUACAUUCUCAUACGCCACAACAUAACUGAAUUAUUCACACAGUAAAGGCAGCAACAGUGCAGCGACCUUUUUUGCUAGAGCUAGGUACUUCACGACAUGACAACUAUUCUAAAGAGCAGAAUUUGUGGGUAUUUACGUUUGUGAAACAUAUGCCUACUAUGAUUAUACCGAAUAAAGCAACAACUAAACAUCAAAACAGCUCAAUCAAAGCUACUCUCUCAAAA